This is a messenger RNA of Colletotrichum aenigma, 2562 nucleotides long. RefSeq names its product Stage V sporulation protein K (gene spoVK). The coding region runs from base 1 to 2562 and encodes 853 amino acids. Gene Ontology annotation, molecular function: ATP hydrolysis activity; ATP binding. The transcript has 4 exons. Lineage: Eukaryota; Fungi; Ascomycota; Sordariomycetes; Glomerellales; Glomerellaceae. The record is from RefSeq and is a predicted model, not a curated record.
AUGUUCCCCAAUAACGAAGAGCAGAAGGAAAACACGGAAAUACUAGAAAUUGACACGGAAGUUCAAAGCGAUAAGGAGAACACUUGCGACACUCCGCCUGAAAUUGUCACAAUUGGGACAUCGGAUCAGGAACCGGAGACAGCGUGGGACCAACAGGAGUCAGAUUGGAGCCAACGUAACGAUGACUCCCAGGACGGUUCCAAAGAUUGCUCCGAUUGUGAUCGUACCAACGAUGCGUCUUUAUGGCCCAAAUAUGUAUCUAAAUGGGUCGAAUUCGUUGUCAGCAGUAUGAAGGCAGAGGAAGUCGACGACAAUUCGCCGUCGAGACUGGAGUGGCUGAAACAGAAGCGAGAUGAAAAUGAAAGGAACGUAUACCUUGACCAACUCAUGACUAUGGUUGGUCUUGAAAACGUGAAAGCUCAUUUUCUUGCUGUCAAGGCCAAGUUCAAGGCCGGCAAGCAAGCCCACGCCGGACACAAGUUGCGACUUCACCUAGUUCUGCAUGGGAAAGAUGGAACAGGCAAGAAGUCCAUUGCACAACUUUACGCGCAGUUCCUUUUUUCCAUUGGGGCUGUGGCCAAUAAAACAUUUUCCAGGACGUCAGAGCUUUAUGAUCGAAAUGGCGAUGACAAUUACGAUUACGAUGAUGGCUGUUACCCGCGAAACAAACCGACAGUUAUUUUCUACGACAUUUCUGGUGUUGACUCAGAUAACUUCUGUUAUUCACGGGUUGCUAGCAACGCCAUUGAAAAUAUGGAAGAGUCUGUCGUGAUCAUCUCCUCCAGGAUGAAGCCCCUUCUAGAAGCUAUUGAGGAUACGGAAGAUCUCCUAGGACCGGAGCCGAAAGACGCGAGAUUACACAAUGCUUCGUGGAAGAAGCUACAAAGCAUGAUAGGACUCAAAAAAGUCAAGAGCGAGUGCGGCGAUGUCAUCGACUUUGCUCAGAUCAAUUAUCAACGUGAGCUUCUGGGACGGAAGCCGCUAAAGGUCGGUCUAAACAGAUUGUUUCUCGGACCCCCUGGAGUAGGGAAAACUACCGUCGCUGAAUUAUACGGCCAAGUCCUCAUCGAUCUCGGGCUUGUUACUGGGAAGGAGGUCAUGGUAUGCAAUCCAUCUCACUUGAUUGGCCGGUUGAUUGGGGAAUCCGAGCAGAAUACGCUGGAUAUUCUGAACCAAGCUAAGGGGAAUGUGUUAAUCAUCGACGACGCCCACAUGUUGUACCCUGGAUCAGAGACUGAUACGUUUCGCGUCGCUGUGCUCGACACUAUUGUUGCAAACGUAUCGGCAGAUCCAGAGGACAGAUGCAUCAUACUUGUCGGAUACGAACAUGAGAUGGUUCAGCUGUUCAACAACAGCAACCCAGGGCUUCAGAGACGUUUCCCCAAGGAAACGGCGUUGCAGUUUGACCCUUAUAGCGAGGGCGAACUGUGCCAGAUCAUGGAUCUGAAAGCUGAACAGUGUGACCUCGAGAUGACACAGGAGGCCAGGAUGGUGGCUCGGCAAGUCAUCAGCCGCAUGCGCAUCAACCCAAAGUCCGGAAAUGCGGGAGAUGUCGAGAAUCUACUCAACCAGGCAAAGAUCCGUCUCAAUGCGAGAAUCAGAUCCCGACUUUCUUACGGCCAAGCAUCGGUGCAAUUUGCUAUCGAACCUGCCGAUAUUGACCCACAGUGGGAUCGGGCUUCACGGGCCGAGGAAAACAGAGCAGCCCUCUUUGAAGACUUCGUCGGAUUCAGAAAGAUCGUCGAAAAGUUCGAAGGUUACCAGCUCCUAGUUGACGGCAUGCGGCUACAUGAUAUUGAUCCUAGGCCUCACAUUCCGUGGGCCUUCAUUUUAAAGGGUCCACCAGGAACUGGUAAAACAUCGACGGCUCGAAAGAUCGGACGCCUAUACUACGACAUGGGCCUGCUUUCCACAGACGAGGUUGUGAGCUGCUCGGUUACCGAUAUUAUUGGAGAAUAUCUGGGGCAAACUGGUCCCAAAGUCUGCAAUACCCUUGAGACCGGCCUCGGAAAAGUUCUAUUCAUUGACGAGGCCUACCCUUUAGCUACAGGCGCCAGCAGUAGAGGUGGCUCCAGCUUUCACAUGGAAGCCGUCGGAGAGCUGGUCGAUGCCAUGACACAGCCGCGAUACAGAAACAAUAUGGUCAUAAUCUUGGCCGGGUACACCCACAAGAUGGAAUGCUUACUGCUAACCAACCCGGGUUUGCGAAGCAGAUUCCCAGAACAUAUCACAUUUGAGCCCAUGGCUCCACACCCAUGUCUUCAGUAUCUGAAGAAUCAGCUUCAUAAGCUCAAGAUCGGCAUUGUGGAAGAAGACGACUCAUCGGAGAUUGUCCACGGGCUGUUUGAAUGUCUCAGCCUCACAACGGGGUGGGCCAGUGGUCGUGACGUCGAGACGUUGGCCAGAAGGAUUGUUAGCAGCGUCUACAUGCAGCAAGGCAAGUCCGGAAAUAGAGAGGUCGUGGGUUCCCUGCAGAUUACUACAACUAAUCUUGUUCCAAUACUCGAAGAGAUGUGGGAGGAGCGCAGGGGAAGAAAGGCCACAUCAUAUCACGCUUGGUAG